UUUCUCUGUAUACAAAGAAGUUUCGGUCGAAGUAGCCGAGUGCAUUUAGCUGGGUACAUAGAGGAGGGAAGACAAUGGACAUCACAGGUGUGGCUGCAGUAGCACCGAGCAAGCGGACAGCAGGGAUCAGCAACAGAUGCCUUAUCUAGGCAGACCAACCUAGAAGGUGAAACCUCUUCUGGUUCCCGUAACAAGCUUCUUGGGAUUUAUUUCUUGGCCAGUAACAUGCGGACUCCGACCCCCAUGAUUGUGGGCCUUGUGCUCGGUCCCUGUGGCCUUGUCCUGAACCUGACAAGCACGCUGGCCCCCAGCUGGAGGGAUGUGACUGGAUUCCUUGACAUGUCAAGAGAUCUGAUUCAGCACCAGGGGAUCUGGCAUAUCUGCAACGAGCUCAUGAGCACCCACAACAAUGAAUGCAACGUCCAAGACACCUAUGGUUACUUUAACCAGCUGCCAGUGCAAGUGGCCAGAGGUCUCAUGCCCUCUUCUCUGGCAGUCACAGUCGUGGGGCUGAUUGUGACUUCCUUGGGCGUGCGAUGUUGGCAGAACCUGCCCCACCAUUUGCUCGCGGGGCUAGGCGGCCUGGUGCUCUUUGUUUCUGGCUUGCUGAGUUUGAUUGCAGUUUCAUGGUACAAUUACGAACUGUAUGACUUACCUUCUGCUCCAUCCACUACCCUGCGGGUGGCCUACUGCUUGGUUCUUGGAUACUUAGGGAGCUGCCUGGAAAUUAUCGGAGGCAUCUCUCUUACUUUUAGCUUCGGCCAAUGCUGCAAAGAGUUGAGACUGAAGAAAAGCACCAUGAAUUCCAGGUAUGCAACCCGCAGCCCGCAGAGUCUGUCAAAUGUUGGACCCAUCUCUGCCCCCAUCAGCAGCACAGCAGUUCAUAGGCCAUCUCAGAAUCCCAUGCCCAGAUCCUACAGUAAUUCUCUGGAUGUGCUGGAAGGGGAGACGACCUGGAGGAAGGGCAGGAGUGAGAGCAAACUUCCCUGUGACACAGAUGUGUAGCCCUAAACUUGAGAAUUCGCACAAAACCAAAGCAAGGAGGAAAGUUAUUGGUAAUAUACUAUAAAAUGCCCAUCCAGGAAUGUCUGCUUACCAACCCAACAUUUUUCCUUCUCUCUUGACAAAUGAAUCUAUAAAAGGACUACUGAGACUCUGGAGCAAUGCGUGAUUUACAUAUUUUCUCAGGAUGUUGGUCUACUGCUUAGGCCACAUAUAUUAUUAUCACUGGACACAGAAAAAGUAUAAAUGGAAUGAAUCAUACCUUUGACCAGGUCUGUACUGCUAGGAGUUUGGAGAUGAAGUGGGCUAAGGAUCCUCUCAAGUGAGUCAGCUGGUUAGUAAAUAAACGCAGGAUUUAAAAAA
Protobothrops mucrosquamatus (brown spotted pit viper) is the source of this 1365-nucleotide messenger RNA. RefSeq names its product claudin 23 (gene CLDN23). The record is from RefSeq and is a predicted model, not a curated record. The transcript is spliced from 2 exons. Bases 226 to 1005 code for a protein of 259 amino acids. Lineage: Eukaryota; Metazoa; Chordata; Lepidosauria; Squamata; Viperidae. Gene Ontology annotation, molecular function: structural molecule activity. Gene Ontology annotation, biological process: bicellular tight junction assembly; cell adhesion. Gene Ontology annotation, cellular component: plasma membrane; bicellular tight junction.